Molecule: messenger RNA, 323 nt
Organism: Drosophila suzukii
Lineage: Eukaryota; Metazoa; Arthropoda; Insecta; Diptera; Drosophilidae
Product: bomanin Short 2-like
Biological process (GO): defense response
Source: RefSeq, a predicted model, not a curated record
CAAGAGCAUUAGUCGAAGUCAAUAUUUCCCAGCGCACUUUUCAUAUAAACCCUCAAACUAGAAUCAAUAUGAAAAUCUUCACAGCCGUCACCGUCUUUAUUGUCGGUUUCCUGGCUCUAGCCAAUGCUGCUCCCCUGUCGCCCGGUGGUGGAAGUGUUAUUAUCAAUGGCGACUGCGUGAACUGCAAUGUCCACGGUGGCAAAUAGAAAAGUUUUGACUUGGAAUGGAGAAAGGGAACUUAUCUCCAACCAAAGACCAUAUGUAUAUAACUCAUGUGUUUUAAAAUAAAACCUAGAAUCUAAAAAAAUGACAACAAGAAAAAA